Telopea speciosissima is the source of this 2217-nucleotide messenger RNA. RefSeq names its product acyltransferase-like protein At3g26840, chloroplastic. The transcript has 14 exons. The record is from RefSeq and is a predicted model, not a curated record. Lineage: Eukaryota; Viridiplantae; Streptophyta; Magnoliopsida; Proteales; Proteaceae. Bases 289 to 2202 code for a protein of 637 amino acids. Gene Ontology annotation, cellular component: membrane.
GCGGCGGUGGGAAUAACUCUAAUUCAAGUGAGUAGUAGUAGAAGUAAGGUACCUGUGUCUUGCCCGGUUUCUCUUCGCCGCCUGAAACUCUCGUCGUCAGUCGCCGGGAAACGCAAAGCGAGAAGGAUACGAACUGAGGCAUCAAUCGCGGAGUCAUCGUCAGUAGAGAAAGAUCCAGAAUCUCAUCAUCUCUACUCCUCUGAUUCAGUUUCAGAAAACGGGAGGACCGUCUUAGGGAGUUUGGAUAAGAAGAAUAAGAACAACAAAUCUGAAAUUGGAGUAACGGAGAUGGCUUCAUCAAGUCUGAAACCUGCUUUGGACGACGACAUAGAGAAGGAACGGCGAUUAAUCAUACAGGAUUACUUGGAGGGAACGAAGGAUCUAAUAAGCAGGAAGUGGGACGAAGAUGGAAGAGCCCCACCUCCUCGUUGGUUUUCGCCUCUGGAAUGCGCCUCUCGAUCGAACGACUCACCUCUACUGCUCUUCUUGCCAGGGAUUGAUGGUGUUGGACUAGGACUCAUUUUGCACCACCAAAGACUAGGGAAGAUUUUUGAUAUUUGGUGCUUGCAUAUACCUGUGAUGAAUCGGACACCAUUUCAAGACCUGGUGCAACUCAUUGAGACGACAGUUAAGUCAGAGCAUUCUCGUUCACCAAAUAGACCAAUUUAUCUUGUUGGAGAAUCUCUUGGAGCUUGCCUUGCACUAGCUGUUGCAGCCCUUAAUCCAGAUAUUGAUCUUAUACUGAUAUUGUCUAAUCCAGCUACAUCAUUCCAUAACUCGCAACUGCAAACACUAAGCACCUUAUUGGAAGUCAUGCCUGAACAACUCCCCUUUAGCCUUCCUUACGACACAAGAAUAGUUGAAGGCCCUCCCUUGAGGAUGCUGAUGGCUAAUGUGGGAAAAGGACUUCCUUUUCAACAAACAGUUGGAGAAUUUUCGGAGAGCCUUGGUACAUUUUUGCAUUGCCUUUCUGUGCUUCCUGACAUUUUACCUAGAGAAACUCUUCUCUGGAAGCUGCGCAUGGUCAGAUCAGCUUCGUCCUUUGUCAAUUCACGUCUCCAUGCCGUUAAAGCUCAAACAUUAAUUCUUUCCAGUGGAAGGGAUCUGUUGCUACCAAGUCAAGAGGAAGCUGAAAGGCUUCGCCGUACACUGCCUAAUUGCCAAAUCCGUAACUUCAAGGACUCUGGUCACACUCUUUUCAUGGAAGAUGGUGUUGAUCUGGUAACUAUUAUUAAAGGUGCUGACUUUUAUCGCCGUACGAGACAUAUCGACCAUGUCCGAGACUAUGUGCCACUGACCCCUUCUGAAUUCAAGGAAGUAUCCAAAUCGUACAGGUGGCUUGACAUAGCUACUAGCCCUGUUAUGCUCUCAACUUUGGAGAAUGGAAAAAUAGUAAGGGGCCUUACAGGAAUUCCUUCCGAGGGACCAGUUCUGUUCGUGGGCUAUCACAUGUUAUUGGGAUGGGAAUUGUCUCCACUUGUAUGCAAAAUUUUGAUUGAAAGAAAUAUUCAUAUUCGAGGAGUAGCACAUCCAUUGAUGUGGAGUGGAUCUGAUGGAACGAUGCCAGAUGUAUCAGCAUAUGACACCUACAGAGUUAUGGGUGCUGUUCCUGUCUCAGCAACAAACUUGUACAAACUUUUUUCUACAAAAUCUCAUGUCCUAUUAUACCCAGGAGGUGUACGUGAGGCUCUUCAUCGGAAGGGUGAGGAGUACAAGUUAUUUUGGCCAGAACGCUCAGAAUUUGUCAGGAUGGCUGCUAGAUUUGGAGCAAAAAUCAUACCCUUUGGUGUCGUUGGAGAAGAUGAUAUCUCUGAAGUGUUUCUUGAUUAUAAUGAUCUCAUGAAGAUUCCAUACUUCAGGACUCAAAUACAAGAACUAAAUAAAGUUGGUGUGAGGUUGAGGACUGAUGUUAAUGGUGAACUUGGAAACCAAGACCUUCACCUCCCAGGAAUUCUCCCAAAGCUUCCGGGUCGUUUUUAUUACUUGUUUGGAAAGCCAAUUGAAACAGAAGGGAGAAAAAUGGAGCUAAGAGAUAAGGAACAAGCUCAUGAAGUGUAUCUAAAGGUUAAGUCAGAAGUUGAGAAUUCCAUUGCUUAUUUGAAGGAGAAGCGAGAAAAGGACCCAUUCAGAAAUAUACUGCCCAGACUAUUUUACCAAGCCAUUCAUGGCAUUGAUUCUGAAGUUCCCACAUUUGAAAUUUGAAUGGUCCAAUUGAAG